UUGAAAAUAUUUAGUUUCACGUUCACGUUGUAGUGUUGUACGUGAAAAUAAUAUAUAGUAUUAUAGUUUCAUUUAGGAGUAGGACGUGAAAAAUUUUAAAUAUCCACUGCAAAUUUUUAACGAUCUUUAAAAUUUCAUUAUGGAUUCAGAGCAGUUGUUAAAACUUGUGGAUAUUAAAGGUUCCAUUAGCACAUGGGACAUAAGCAAAGAAAACAAUAUUGAUCAUCAAAAAAUAAUUGGUGUUGUUAAUAGCAUAUUGGCAUUGGGAAAUAUUAUUACUGCUGAUCCAGUAACAAGUAAGUACUGGGAACUUACCGAAGAAGGAGAAUCAGUUGCAUUGAAUGGUAGUUAUGAGGUAAACCUAUAUAACGCUGUUCCAACUGAUGGGAUACAUCAAAAGGAAUUAAUGGCAAUAUCAAAUGCAAAAAUUGGAUUCAGUCAAGCAAUGUCAAAGGGUUGGAUAGUCAUUGAUCGAGCAGCAAACAAAGUGAUGAAAAAAGUCGAUUCUGUCGUUGAUAAGGUUAAAGAAAAUUUGAUAGAACUGAAAGCAUCUCAUGAUCAAAUUUCUGAGUCGGAAAAGUUGGAUUAUAAAAAACGAAAACUUAUUCGUGAAGUAGUCAUAAAAAGUUUUACAUUAGGUAAGGGUCCAGAAUUUACAACAUCUAUUGUAAAAUUAGAAACUGAACUAACUACAGAAAUGAUAUUAUCCGGUUCAUGGAAAUCAACUCCAUUUAAGGCUUACAAUUUUGAAGCUUUGGGCCAACCACAAUCGGCUGGUUGCUUACAUCCAUUAUUGAAAGUUCGCUCAGACUUUCGUCAAAUAUUUCUUGAAAUGGGUUUUACUGAAAUGCCAACUAAUAAUUUUGUUGAGAGCUCGUUUUGGAAUUUCGAUGCAUUAUUCCAACCACAACAACACCCAGCAAGAGACUCGCAUGAUACUUUUUUUUUGGAGAACCCUCAAACUAGUGAAAACUUUCCUCAAGAAUAUUUAAACAAGGUAAAAACAGUACAUUCUAAGGGUGGCUAUGGUUCCCAAGGAUAUGGCUAUGAUUGGUCUUUGGACGAAGCUAAGAAAAAUGUUUUGAGAACUCAUACUACAGCUGUAAGUGCUCGUAUGUUGUAUGGCUUAGCUAAAGAUUUUAAACCGACUAAGUACUUUAGUAUCGACAGAGUAUUCCGAAAUGAGACUUUGGAUGCUACUCAUUUGGCAGAGUUUCAACAAGUAGAAGGAGUAAUAGCUGAUUACAAUUUAACCCUGGGAGAUCUAAUUGGAGUUCUUCACACGUUUUUUGAAAGAUUGGGAAUGACUGAAAUAAAAUUUAAACCUGCUUACAAUCCAUACACAGAACCUAGUAUGGAAAUAUUUUGUUAUCAUCAAGGACUAAAAAAAUGGAUCGAAAUUGGCAACUCUGGAAUGUUUCGUCCUGAAAUGUUAUUACCAAUGGGCUUACCAGAAAAAGUAAAUGUUAUAGCUUGGGGUUUAUCAUUAGAGAGACCAACUAUGAUUAAAUAUGGCAUCAAUAAUAUUAGAGAUCUAGUCGGACCAAGGGUUAAUUUACAAAUGGUACAAGAUAACCCAAUUUGUAGAUUAGACAAAUAAAUUAUAUUGUUAACUUUUAUGAUGCUAUAAUAUAUAUGGUGUAAAUUUAUUUGUUCUUAUAAUACUUUUAAUUUCACUAUUGUAAUAAAUAAUACUUAAAAGUCUACAUCAUCUCCAAAUCUUCCAAUACUCUAUCAAUGUCUUUUCAGCAGCAUUUUUCUUUCUUCGUUGAGCAUUACAGAAAUUUGUUCUUUUAACUUUCUUACCUUGUCAAGUUGUGAAAAAAUUUAAAUCUCUUUCUAACAUCUCAGGUUAGGUACCCGGUAGGUUGAAUUAAUACUAUUUGCAUAUUAUCAUGUAUGUAUAAUAUAAUAAUAUACUUUACGAGUUUCAAGUACUCAUUAAUAAUAUUUUUAAAUUACAAGAAAAUAACUAAAAUUGUUAUUCUUGGUUAUUUAAUAUGUAAUUUCGUUCAAGUUUGAACUUAGAAUAACUAUAAAAAUAAAACUGUGUUUUUAUAUUUUUUAGAUUGGUUACAGAAUAAUCUAUUACGUGGAACUUUGUUUUAAAUGUUCAAUCCUUAGCUAUAAAAGUUGAACAUUUUAUAAAUUUUUAAAUAGAAACUAAUUGGUAAAUUUUUUAUUUGAUAAGCUUUGUCAAGAUUAGAACUUUAAAUGCUCAUAAAAAAAUUGUGCUUAUGUAUUUUUAAUAUAUGUUUUUUUAAUUA
This is a messenger RNA of Metopolophium dirhodum (rose-grain aphid), 2267 nucleotides long. It is a transcript of the gene alpha-PheRS, whose product is annotated as phenylalanine--tRNA ligase alpha subunit. Gene Ontology annotation, molecular function: tRNA binding; phenylalanine-tRNA ligase activity; ATP binding. The transcript is spliced from 2 exons. Bases 140 to 1600 code for a protein of 486 amino acids. Lineage: Eukaryota; Metazoa; Arthropoda; Insecta; Hemiptera; Aphididae. Gene Ontology annotation, cellular component: cytoplasm; phenylalanine-tRNA ligase complex; cytosol. The record is from RefSeq and is a predicted model, not a curated record. Gene Ontology annotation, biological process: phenylalanyl-tRNA aminoacylation.